AUGGCCGACCAACGCUUGGAUCGAUUAGAGACGGAGAUGGAGACCCUGGCAGCCGCACAAGAUCGAAAGUUCCAAGAGUUAAUGGAGUCGAUGCAACAGAUGUUCGCAGCAGUCAACACAAAGCUGGACAAUGUUGCUGCGAGCCGUGAAGUUGGUGAGAGCUCUCACUACAACCAUCCACGUGAAGGUGGUAGGACCCACAACGGAGUGCCCAACAGUUCCGGGGGGGCUGGUGCACUGCUUCCCAAGGUAGUAAAGCUUGAUUUUCCCAAAUACAAUGGUGAAGAAGACCCUACCAGCUGGGUUUGCCGUGCUGAUCAGUUUUUUGAAUACCAUCGAACGUCGGUGGAGGAACGUGUUCCGUUAGCAUCAUGGAACCUCGAAGGUGAUGCUCAAUUAUGGUACCAACUCCUUAAGGAUGAAAACGAUAAUGCCCCUAUUACUUGGCAGGAAUUUAAGAAGGAAAUCUUCGUAAGGUAUGGCCCAUCCCAUUACCAAGAUUUUUUUGAUGAACUAACGAAAUUAAGGCAAACUGGGACGGUGAGAGAAUACCAAAACCAGUUUUCCAAAUUGUUGUUACGAGCAGGGAAAUUGUCAUCAGAUCAGCAGGUGGGGUGUUUUACUAGUGGGUUGAAAGAAAAUCUUAAAGUUGAUGUUCAAGCGUGCCAGCCAACCACCUUGUCUGCAGCCAUUGGUCUCGCAAGGUUGUAUGAAUCUCGCAACCAAGCAAGCCGAACUAUGUUGUCAGCACCACUUAAGAAGCCUGUCAACAGCCCAUCAAACCCGAGUACAGGUUUGCCGAUCAAAAGACUCACUCCUGCUGAACUCAGUGAACGCCGAGCCAAAGGAUUAUGCUUCAAUUGCAACGAAAAGUUUGGGCCCGGCCACCGUUGCAAGAAGCUAUUUCUUAUUGAAGGAAGCUGGUCAGAUGAUGAAGAGGACCUAUCCGAAUCCGACAUAAUUCCAAAUGAUGCCGAGCUACCAGAAAUUUCCAUUCAUGCUAUAUCUGGUGCCAAGAAUACACAAACCAUGCGAGUGCAAGGAAAGUUGGGGCAUCAUCGGGUAAUAUUCUUAAUCGAUUCUGGUAGUACUCACAAUUUUAUGAAUGAUAGAAUUGCUAAAAAAGUAGGACUAGUACCAAGUCAUGAAGGAAAUUUUGAAGUGGCUGUUGCCAAUGGAGAAAAGUUGCCAAGUCCGGGCAGGUGUAAGGGGGUCACUAUGUCACUCCAGGGAAUCCCUGUUACAGUAGACUUUUAUCUACUACCCUUACAAGGAUGUGACGCAGUGUUAGGGGCCCAAUGGUUGAGCUCUUUGGGCCCAAUCAUAUGGGAUUUUUCAAAGUUACAAAUGACCUUUCAUGUGAAUGGAAAAAAGGCUUUUUUGAAUGGGCUACAAACUCCAAUGGAUAGGGUCAUGGAUGGGUUGGAGAUGAGCAAGGAAAUUAAAAAGAAAAAAGAGGGGAUGUUGUUACAAAUAUAUUCAUUAUCUAUGCAACAACCACUAAGUGUCCCACUCCUUGCCAACUUUUCAAAUGCUUCUAAUAUAAACCUUGAGCCCCUGUUGCAGAAAUAUGAUGACUUAUUCCAUGAACCAAUGAAGCUCCCACCUAUGAGAUUUCAAGACCACCAAAUUCCAUUGAAGGAUGGAAGUCAGCCAGUGUCAGUAUGA
Molecule: messenger RNA, 1668 nt
Organism: Macadamia integrifolia
Lineage: Eukaryota; Viridiplantae; Streptophyta; Magnoliopsida; Proteales; Proteaceae
Exons: 1
Coding region: 1-1668 (555 amino acids)
Source: RefSeq, a predicted model, not a curated record